Chaetura pelagica (chimney swift) is the source of this 1440-nucleotide messenger RNA. It is a transcript of the gene SELENOI, whose product is annotated as ethanolaminephosphotransferase 1 (CDP-ethanolamine-specific). Gene Ontology annotation, cellular component: Golgi apparatus; endoplasmic reticulum membrane. Lineage: Eukaryota; Metazoa; Chordata; Aves; Apodiformes; Apodidae. Bases 34 to 1098 code for a protein of 354 amino acids. The record is from RefSeq and is a predicted model, not a curated record. Gene Ontology annotation, molecular function: ethanolaminephosphotransferase activity. Gene Ontology annotation, biological process: phosphatidylethanolamine biosynthetic process. The transcript is spliced from 9 exons.
GCCGUGGACAGCAACCCCCUGUCUCUGUACGUCAUGCAUCCCUUCUGGAACACCAUAGUGAAGAUCUUCCCUACCUGGCUGGCCCCAAAUUUGAUAACGUUUUCUGGCUUCCUGCUGCUUGUCUUCAACUUCUUCCUCAUGGCAUACUUCGACCCUGACUUUUAUGCUUCUGCUCCUGAUCACCAGCAUGUUCCGAACGCAGUGUGGGUCAUUGUGGGUCUCCUCAACUUCAUUGCCUAUACAUUAGAUGGUGUUGAUGGGAAGCAGGCUCGCCGGACCAACUCCAGCACGCCCUUGGGAGAGCUCUUUGAUCAUGGCCUGGACAGCUGGGCAUGCGUGUUCUUUGUUGUGACAGUCUACUCCACCUUUGGACGAGGCUCCACGGGUGUCAGUGUCUUCGUUCUCUAUCUCCUCUUAUGGGUGGUCUUGUUUUCAUUCAUCCUCUCCCACUGGGAGAAGUAUAACACAGGGAUUCUCUUCCUGCCCUGGGGAUAUGACGUCAGCCAGGUGACCAUUUCAAUUGUCUACAUAGUGACAGCCAUUGUGGGAGUUGAGGCCUGGUAUGCACCUUUCCUGUUUAAUUUCUUAUAUAGAGACCUAUUCACUGCAAUGAUUAUUGCUUGCGCCCUCACUGUGACACUGCCGAUGAGCCUCUAUAACUUCUACAAGGCCUAUAAAAAUAACACCUUGAAGCACCAUUCGCUGUAUGAAAUCAUGCUGCCACUGGUAUCCCCAGUGCUGCUUUUUCUGCUCUCCACCACCUGGAUCUUCAUGUCCCCGACAGACAUCCUAGAGGUCCAUCCCAGGCUCUUUUAUUUCAUGGUUGGAACGGCCUUUGCAAACAUUUCUUGCCAGCUGAUCGUCUGUCAGAUGAGCAGCACCCGCUGCCAGCCUCUCAACUGGAUGCUGCUGCCCAUAGCAGUGGUGCUCCUGGUGGUGAUGUCCGGCUUCGUGCCCAGCAGCGAGACUCUUCUCCUCUACUUGCUGACUGCUUUCCUCACCCUGGCACACAUCCACUACGGGAUGGUUGUGGUGAGCCAGCUGAGCAGGCACUUCAACAUACGGCCCUUCUCGCUAAAGAAGCCCACGCCAGAUUGACUAGGAGUGGAGGAAGAGAAAAUCAGCUUGCGGUCUGCAGAAGUACUGUAAAUAACUGCUGCAAAUACCUGUAAAUACUUCAACCAUCACCACAGAUCUAAGCCUAUCCUCUGGACAGACAUCAGGACAAAGCACGCACGGAUCCGCUGCAGCCAGGGCAGGACUGGUACGGAGCAGCCCCGGUGGCUGUUUGACGAGUGCAAGCUUUUGGUUUUGGGUGAAACUGGACGAGGAGGGUAGCCUUUUGGGUCACGGUUACUGUAAAUUAGACCAGCUGAAUGUUCCCAGAGAAACCUCAGACUCCAGCUCUUGCUCAGUUAAAGCUGGUUGGGGAUGCAAUUG